AUGUCAACUCCUGGACCCCCAGACCGUUCUGCAAAACGCCACAAGGGUGAUGGUAUCAUGCCUCCUGCUGGUUAUCCCUAUGGCCAGCCACUACCGCACGGAAGAUACCAACAGCCCCCCUAUGGACCAGGUGGUACUUCGAUGGGACCUCAAUCUGCCAUGGGGCCGCAAUCUUCGUACAUGUACAUGCAACAUGGACAAUAUUCCAAUCCUCCAUCACAGAGACCUCCUUGGCCCCACAAUGGACCACCUCCUGGAGCCAUGUAUGGACAACGAGGAGGCCCUUCAAUGACACCGGAUCGUGCUGGCUAUGGCCCUGGAUAUGGAAGAGGCCCACUUCCUCCCAUGCGAGGAGCUAGUCGUGGGGGCAAACCACCUGGUCCUCCCCACGUUCCUCCACAGAAAACCCCUGACGGCAGUAGUAGUGGAUCCCAAUCUGGGUUUCAAGGCGGAUGGGGGCAUCCCCAAGGAAGUCAAUGGUCGCAAGGUGGUCAAUACAGUGGUGGCCCGCCGCCCUCGAGUUGGCAAGGUACUGGAGGAUCGAGGAUGCAACAGCCACCGCCUGGAUACGGCAAUCCAGCCAUGUUCAACUCUACCAAUACUCCACCCCGAGGAGCUGUUCCAGGGCGUCCCCGACCGCCGUCUCAAGAAAUGAUACGAGGAGGAUAUCCCACACGUGCUCCUUCUGGGGCACCGGGGAUUGUAUGUCAACCCAUUGAAACUUCCGAUAUGGAAACCAUGUACCAUUCGCUGGGUGUAGGUCCGGAUGACGACGGCAAUAGCACUGGCGCUGGUACCCGUGAUAGCAAGGACAAGGGAAGAGGAAGUUACAAGUGUGGAAGGUGUGGAGUUCCCAAAAAGGGCCACAUUUGCCCCUACCAACCCAAGUUGUCUAGACGACCAGGAGAACCCUUGCCCGAAAUGCGAAGUGCAGCGAUACAGGUAGAAAUGGAUGAGUUUAUGACCCUUCGUCGUUUGAAUCUCAAAAUCCAAGGAUUCCCCGAAUCCUACGCCACGGAACCUUUCAUGGACGAUGAUAUGGUGGUGGGAGAACCAGCACCCGCACGUGGUGUUAGCGCAUCUAUUCAAGUGGGACCACCACAUGGUGGAUUAAUGUCCAUUUCAGACAGUGCGCGACAGCAAAUGACUUUGACGCAUCCACAAGAUCCCGUCAGUUUGUUGGGGAGUCCAAUACGAAGUUCGCCCAUAUCGGACGAUCCCAUUACUGCAUAG
Molecule: messenger RNA, 1233 nt
Organism: Cylindrotheca closterium
Lineage: Eukaryota; Bacillariophyta; Bacillariophyceae; Bacillariales; Bacillariaceae
Source: the annotation of a GenBank genome assembly